AUGGAGGACCGGGGCUCGAAGAACCAUCUUUUGGUGGAACGGGGUUCGGGGGUCCACCGUUUGGAGGUCCAAGGAUCAAAGGACCACUGCUUGGACCACCGAGGCUCAGGGGACCACCCGUUGGAGGACCGGGGCUCGGCAGACCCUCGCUUGGGCCGGGGCUCGCUGGUCCACCGCUUGGAGGACCGGGGCUCGGGGGUCCACCAAUUGGAGGACCAGGGAUCAAAGAAUGACCCGUUGGAAGAUCGGGGCUUUGGGGAGCGGGGCUCGGCGGACCCUCACUUGGAGGCCCGGAGUUUGGGGGACCACCGCUUGGAGGACCAGCGGCCGAAGCGGUGCACGGCGGUGAUCACACUGAGGCACCACAUGCCCCCCAUCCCUCAGCUGAUAGUGACUCAGGAUGAGUCGCUUCUCGGACCGCGAGGCCUGCCCAGCGAGCAGCCGCAGGAGGAGGAAUCACCAUCGUCCGACAGCGGCUUCGGCGGCUCCCCAGCAUCCUCGCUGCUGCUCCGCAAGCUCUCCAACUCCUCGUCCGUCUCCUCCUCGGCCGGUCUCUCCUCAUCCUUCGACGAGUCUGAGGACGAUUUCAGCCCCUGCAGCGACGCCGAGUCCCACCAGCCGCAGCACCUGAGCCUGGAGGAUGCCUCGGGGAACAAGUCGUGGAAGAAGCUGAAAACAAUGGUGCAUUGGUCCCCGUUUGUGGUGUCCUUCAAGAAGCGUUACCCAUGGGUGCAGUUAGCAGGUCAUGCAGGGAAUUUCCGAGCCGGAGACUAUGGGAAGAUCCUGAAGAAGUACUGUGAGUGUGAGCAGCAGUGCCUGGAGUCCCUGAUGAAGGACUCACAACUGCGUCCCUUCGUGCCGGGCUAUUAUGGCGUGGUGGACAGGGACGGAGACAGCUACAACCAAAUGGAGGAUCUCUUAGCCGAGUUCGAUUCCGCCUCGAUCAUGGACUGUAAAAUGGGUGUGAGGACAUAUCUGGAGGAGGAACUGACCAAGGCUCGGGAGAAACCCAAGCUGCGGAGGGACAUGUAUGAGAAGAUGAUCGGGGUGGACCCCAGCGCUCCCACCCCCCAGGAGCACACUCAGCAGGCCGUCCUCAAACCCCGCUACAUGCAGUGGAGAGAGACCCUCAGCUCCACUGCCACCCUCGGCUUCCGCAUCGAGGGCAUCAAGAAAGCUGACGGAACCUGCAACACCAACUUUAAGAAAACCAAACAACAGGAGCAGGUGGUGGUGGCACUACAGGACUUUGUGGACGGCAGUAAAAACAUUCUGAAAAACUACCUGACCCGCUUGAAAGAGCUGAGAACGGCGCUGGAGAACUCCGAGUUCUUUAAGACCCACGAGGUGGUGGGAAGCUCCUUGUUAUUCGUUCACGAUCAGAGCGAGAUGGCCAAGGUAUGGAUGAUAGACUUUGGGAAAACCAUGUUGUUACCUGGGAACGAGACGCUGAACCACAGGAUUGCCUGGGAAGAGGGUAACAGAGAGGAUGGCUAUCUGUGGGGACUAGACAACCUGAUCAACAUUAUCAGCCAAAUGGUGACGGACUGAGCUCCAAACCAGUCUCCUGCCGGCUUGGUCUUCAGUCUCUUGAACGACGGACGCACACACUCGCGAGCGGGAGUGGCUGUUAAUGUCAAUAUCUCCGAGGUUUUCUGCAGUUCCCACCUCCCUCUCCAGAGAGGUUCCUUGUGAUGGACGGACACUGCCCUGUGCACAACGUGGCCAGGACGGACGGACGCACGGAGGAGCAAAAAAGAGGGGUGCUUCUUGAGGGAGUACGUUUGCGAGGGUGUAGCGAGCAUGGUUUCCUUGACUCUCCCCGACCCCACUCACCCUCCCACAUCUAUUCUGCCCCCCUCUCACCCCACGCCCGGCCUUUGAAUAUUCAACAACAAACUAAGUCGCAAUAACUGGAAGACCCUUUUGAACUUGAACACUCGGACACCACUGCGAUACUGAUGGAACUAACCGUAAAGUAACCAGAGAGCGAGAGACGAGGGGGAGAUUUUUUCUCCUGACUCAUUUCUAGAUGGCGUUCAUGAUCUCGAAGCCACGAACGUAGCGAUGUCAGUUCAUCUCUCGAUUUAACACUCGCCGUGCAAAGUCUACUAACAACCUGUUUGAAAAUGAUUUCCUCUUUUAAAGACUGAUUUUAAGAAAAUGUGGAGGUGUGAGAGAAGGUGGGGUGGGUGAGGGGAGAGAGAGAGAGAGAAAGCUUGCUGAGAGGUUGCUGAAUGGUGUGUAUGGAUCGCUUAAGACCUGUACCUCGAUGGUCAGAGCCCUCGCCUCGCAAGCGAGAGGACCCGAGUUCGAUUCCCGGGU
Molecule: messenger RNA, 2325 nt
Organism: Callorhinchus milii (elephant shark)
Lineage: Eukaryota; Metazoa; Chordata; Chondrichthyes; Chimaeriformes; Callorhinchidae
Product: inositol-trisphosphate 3-kinase C
Exons: 7
Coding region: 1-1551 (516 amino acids)
Biological process (GO): inositol phosphate biosynthetic process
Cellular component (GO): nucleus; cytoplasm
Molecular function (GO): inositol tetrakisphosphate kinase activity; inositol-1,4,5-trisphosphate 3-kinase activity
Source: RefSeq, a predicted model, not a curated record